Lachancea sp. 'fantastica' is the source of this 2238-nucleotide messenger RNA. The record is from the annotation of a GenBank genome assembly. NCBI's taxonomy places the organism in Eukaryota, Fungi, Ascomycota, Saccharomycetes, Saccharomycetales, Saccharomycetaceae.
AUGGCUGAUGAGUCCAAGACCGGUCCGAAACACCAUCAGCGGACGAACUCGCUAGACCAGUUUACCGACCCUUUUUCGACUGCAGAGAUCUAUUAUGGGCCAGCAAACGAUCCCAGUAAGAAACAUUACAAGGGCUUCAAUCGCACAAGGACUAUGAGCGUUUUGGGAAAUUCUUCAAAAUUUAAAACAAGAGAUUUCACCUCAGCACUGCCCGUCACAAGACGUGGUUCAGAGGACGACAGCUAUUUAAGCUCUAAGGGACGAAGAAAGUUCUUUAUCGAAGACGUUGAUGCUACUUUAGAACAAUUGCUAAGUGGCGAAGACACUGACCGUAACUACCAGAUCACGAUCGAGGAUACCGGACCCAAGACAAUCCGUAUCGGAACUGCGAACUCAAACGGAUACAAAAAACUCAGCAUCAAGGGUACCUAUAUGCUCUCUAACCUUCUUCAAGAACUGACGCUUGCCAAAAGCUUUGGAAGGAAACAGGUCGUUUUAGAUGAAGCGAGGCUGAACGAAAAUCCGGUGAACAGACUAGAAAGACUCAUUGUCACUCAAUUUUGGAAAUCCUUGACUCGAAGGAUCGACCUUAAUAACGUGGCGCGAAUUGCUGCUGAUACCAAAAUUGAUACUCCCGCAGCCAAGGUACCUCGGAUUUAUGUACCCUACAACUGUCCCGAUCAGUACGAAUUUUACAUUCAGGCGUCCCAGAUGAAUCCUACUUCAAACCUGGACGUGGAAUACCUGCCCAAAGACAUCACUCCUGAAUACGUGAAAUCUAUCAACGGCCGCCCGGGGCUCUUGGCUCUAGCUAUGGAAAAACACAUGGACCCAGCCACAGGUGAAGAGGUGAUGUUCAGCUACCCUUACGCUGUUCCUGGAGGUAGGUUCAAUGAGUUAUAUGGCUGGGACUCUUAUAUGAUGGCGCUCGGACUCCUCGAGGGUAGCAAAAUUGACGUUGCCAGAGGAAUGCUUGAGCACUUCAUUUUUGAGAUCGAUCAUUACGGUAAAAUUCUUAAUGCGAAUAGAAGCUACUACUUGUGCAGAUCUCAACCUCCAUUCCUCACUGACAUGGCCUUGAAAGUAUUUGAAAAAAUGGGCGGAAGGAGCAAUCCAGACGCCAUUUCAUUGCUGAAGCGCGCGUUUGCAGCUGCAGUGAAAGAGUACAAAACAGUCUGGAUGGCACCACCCAGGCUUGAUAAAAGCACGGGAUUGUCAUGUUACCACCCUGACGGCCUUGGAAUACCACCUGAGACUGAACCUGGCCAUUUCGACGCUGUUCUCAAACCCUUCGCCGAGAAGAAUAAGGUCACGUUGGAGGAAUUUAGAGACCUUUACAAUGACGGUGCGGUUCUGGAACCAGAGCUGGACGAGUACUUUCUACACGAUAGAGGGGUUCGGGAGUCAGGACAUGAUACUACUUACAGAUUCGAUGGCGUUUGUGGGUUUCUUGCAACGAUCGACUUGAACUCUCUCCUUUACAAGUACGAAGUCGAUAUCGCAGACCACAUUGAGAAGUUUCAUGAUGGCGCUUUCACGGAUCUAUUAGGUGAGAAGACAGAAGUCUCGUAUUGGAAAGAGCAAGCUGCGAAAAGAAAAGAAAGGAUAAACAGGUACCUAUGGGAUGAGGAGACCGGGUUUUUUUACGAUUAUCACAUCAAGUUCAAGGAGAAAAUCACAUACGAAUCUGCCACGACAUUGUGGGCCUUGUGGGCAGGUGUAGCAACGAAAGAGCAGGCUGCCAGAAUGGUACACCUCGCAAUACCCAAACUAGAAAUGCUAGGUGGCCUUGUUUCUUGCACCGAACAAUCCAGAGGAGAGGUUUCAAUAGAGAGACCCACUCGGCAGUGGGACUUUCCUUUCGGGUGGGCACCUCACCAAAUUCUUGCUUGGAAGGGGCUUUCAAAGUACGGUUUUGAAGGUGAGACUAGACGACUGGCUUACAGGUGGCUCUUUUUAAUGACAAAGGCAUUCGUUGACUACAACGGAAUUGUAGUCGAAAAAUAUGAUGUUACCAAAGGAACCGACCCACAUAGAGUGGAAGCAGAGUAUGGAAACCAAGGAGCAGACUUCAAAGGGGUAGCUACAGAGGGCUUUGGUUGGGUCAAUGCGAGCUUUGUAUUAGGAUUGAAGUUUAUGGAUACACAAGCAAGAAGGGCUCUAGCUUCCUGUAUAGACCCUGACUCAUUUUUCGAAAAUCUGAGAACAGAUCAGCGGAAGCAGUAUGGCUUAUCCUGA